Messenger RNA from Solenopsis invicta (red fire ant), 740 nucleotides. Its product is annotated as deoxycytidylate deaminase. The transcript is spliced from 4 exons. Gene Ontology annotation, molecular function: dCMP deaminase activity; zinc ion binding. The record is from RefSeq and is a predicted model, not a curated record. Gene Ontology annotation, cellular component: cytoplasm. Lineage: Eukaryota; Metazoa; Arthropoda; Insecta; Hymenoptera; Formicidae. Bases 160 to 732 code for a protein of 190 amino acids. Gene Ontology annotation, biological process: dUMP biosynthetic process; dTMP biosynthetic process.
ACAGGAGUUUUGAAGCGUCAGAGAAAAAAGUUCGGCGUAUUAUCUAUCAGAGGCUCAGAUUUGUUCCUCUCUGCUCUACAACGACAUUUAAGUAUAAAAAUAUUUUAAUAUCCGAUCUGUGUUUCUUCGUGAAAAAUUAAAAUAAAGACUUGACUGACUAUGGCGAAUACACUGUGCGAACGAAAUAGCUCUAAAAGAAUGUCAUACAUUGAUUGGGACGAAUAUUUCAUGGCUAUUGCGUUCCUUUCUGCAAAACGGAGCAAAGAUCCCAUUACCCAGGUCGGUGCGUGUAUUGUAAAUAAUGACAAGAAAAUCGUUGGUAUCGGGUACAAUGGAAUGCCUACGGGAUGCAGUGACGACGAAUUUCCUUGGAAUAAGGGUCCCCACACUAACUUAGAUGCAAAAUAUCUUUAUGUGUGUCAUGCGGAAAUGAAUGCAAUUAUGAACAAAAAUUCAAGCAACGUUAAAGACUGCACAAUAUACGUUGCAUUAUUCCCGUGCAACGAGUGCGCAAAAGUAAUAAUACAGUCCGGCAUAAAAACCGUGAUAUACAUGUCCGAUAAAUACGUUCAUAAAGUCGAAACAAUAGCUGCAAAAAAAAUGUUUGAUGCUGCAGGUGUAAAGUAUAGGCCAUACAUCCCAAAAAAUCAAAAAAUAGAAAUUAAUUUCAGCGAUAUUGAUUGGACCGAGAUGAACCAAUUACCGCAAACUCCGAUAAAAUCAGAAAAUUAAAAAAAAAA